AUGACUCAAAAGAAGGCUGAGAGGAAGAAGACAACAGCCAAAAGUGAUGAAAUCGAUCAGAAUGUAGCGGAGAUUGAACAUAGAUCAUCCCAAAAAAAAGAAGUGAGCAAUGAACAUGAAAAGUUGGCAAGCCCUAGUCCGGCUAUAGGAAGGGGUGAAAUUGGGAAAAUUGAGCAACUGAGUGGAGGAUGUGAAUCGGGGAAGAUGAAGGAUGCGCUUAUGUCUUCAACACACAGAAUUGACACUCGAGGGAAACUUACGUGGAAUCAACCAAAAGUUGAAGAAGCUAAGCCUAAACAAACUGUACAUGAAUGGAGGAGAGUUGGUAGGAGAAAUAGAGAGAGUACUAAAGUAGGCAAGGAGUUAAGUGGUAGCCAAGAUACUAAGGAGGGACCUGCUAAUACAACUCAUGUUUCUGAGCUGAUCAAAAAAGGUUCCACAGUAGAGGUUAACAACUUAAUUCAAGUUGAAAAGUCUGUAAAUGCGGUGACACUCCUAACUAGGAAUAACUAUAGCAUCUUAGAUAUUAAGGAAGUAGCUGCUGGACAAUCCAUAGGGAAUAAACCUAACAAAACCACUAAUGUGUCAGAUGAGAUAGUUGACCCAAGUAUAGGAGAGCUUGCAGAAGGGAGUAUUAUGUUAAAUCCUAAUCCUGAUCCAAAUAAGUAG
Messenger RNA from Oldenlandia corymbosa var. corymbosa, 669 nucleotides. The record is from the annotation of a GenBank genome assembly. NCBI's taxonomy places the organism in Eukaryota, Viridiplantae, Streptophyta, Magnoliopsida, Gentianales, Rubiaceae.